GUCCCAUUGUCACAGGUAGACAAUCGCCGUAGACCGCUGCUUCUUCUCCAGUCGCCGUCAUGUCGCCGCUGGUAGUCUACGUCGUCGCCGUCACUGCUGCCUGCUUAGUAGCUCAGACUGACGCCGGGGGCACGGCUGACUGCAGCGAUUCAUACGGGCAGCUGAGGCAGCCGCCGCCAACGAAGGACCUGCUCAAGUGGAAGAAGCCCUGGUGCCCCCCUGGUUGUCCACAAGGAGGGUGCGUUAGCUACAACACGUGCAACUGCGGCCGCGGUUACAAGGACGAGAGGACGUACAUUGAAGUGAGGUCCAAGGCCCCCAUCCGCUGCAGGCCGGUGUGCAGCAACGGCUGCAUCAACGCGGACUGCGUGGCUCCUGAGAUGUGCCGCUGCCGGCCGGGGUAUGGCAUGAAGAUGGGCAUCACCAAUAAGUGCUUCUGGGGUGUGAUGGGCGGCGGGGACUAAACGGGGAAUGUGAACCAAUUCACCACUGGCUUCUCGCCUUACAGCACCUGACGAUAAAGUCGGUGAAAACAACAGAGUACAAGGGUCUGACAUGUGUGCUUAUGUGCUUCAUUUCAGAACUAUAGCUCAAAUCACCGUUAAACACAAAGGCUUUACAGCGUGACAAAACAAAACCUCUGAAAUUCAGUGUAAAUGAAUAAUUAAAGUUUACUGACUACUCAAA
Molecule: messenger RNA, 687 nt
Organism: Schistocerca nitens (vagrant locust)
Lineage: Eukaryota; Metazoa; Arthropoda; Insecta; Orthoptera; Acrididae
Product: epidermal growth factor-like protein
Exons: 3
Coding region: 60-464 (134 amino acids)
Source: RefSeq, a predicted model, not a curated record